UGAGGGGGACAUGAUAUUAGGUUUGCGUUUGCUCUCUCUCCCUCAGUUUCAGCAUCUACCUGCUUCAGCAGCACACACAGCCGACAUGGAAACCAACAAAGUGGUGGAAAACAUCUACCUUCUGGUCAUCGUCACCCUCAUCAGCGUCCUCCAGAACAUAUUCUUUGCACAGAAGGUAGAGAAGUGUAAGAACAUCCCCAUUUCUGCGAUGGAGCGAGUGUCCUGUGCCAAUCGCAACUGCAUGGACGUUUACCCCACUUUCCUGGCAGUGAUGUGGUGUGCCGGCCUGUGUCUCAGUCAAGCUCCCGCUGCGUUCGCUGGCUUCAUCUACCUUCUAGUCAGGCAGAAGUACUUCGUUGGUUAUCUGGGACAAACUUCUCAAAGCACCCCAGGCUACCUGUUUGGAAAACGCGUGAUUGGCUUUCUGUUCCUCAUGUGUGUCGUUGGCAUCUUCAACUACCUGCUGGCUCAUUACUUCGGCAGCGAUUACAAAGAAUAUGUGGAAACGAUCACCAACGCUGCGUCUGCUCUUCUCCUCAUCCCUUAGAUUGGUGUAUGUCCAGUAAAUUCCUCACAAUCAUUCUUCAACACGUCAAUUAAAACACUGGAUUGUCUCUUUUGUGAAAGUUUUAAUUGCAUGUUUGAUACAAAAAUAAAAUUCAAUAACUUUCCUUGCAACCAAAUAUUGGUUAAAAUGUACAGAAAUCUGCAGACAAUGUCAGUUACACAAAUGUUCCCACAUUAUGGAACAGCAAAAAAAAAAAAAAAAAAAACAAUAUGUACAGAAUGAGACUGAUCUUCAUGUCAUCCAAAAA
This is a messenger RNA of Salarias fasciatus (jewelled blenny), 815 nucleotides long. It is a transcript of the gene alox5ap, whose product is annotated as arachidonate 5-lipoxygenase-activating protein. The coding region runs from base 11 to 547 and encodes 178 amino acids. Gene Ontology annotation, cellular component: membrane; endoplasmic reticulum; nuclear envelope. Gene Ontology annotation, molecular function: glutathione transferase activity; glutathione peroxidase activity; leukotriene-C4 synthase activity. The transcript is spliced from 5 exons. The record is from RefSeq and is a predicted model, not a curated record. Gene Ontology annotation, biological process: leukotriene biosynthetic process. NCBI's taxonomy places the organism in Eukaryota, Metazoa, Chordata, Actinopteri, Blenniiformes, Blenniidae.